This is a messenger RNA of Danio rerio (zebrafish), 14789 nucleotides long. The record is from RefSeq and is a predicted model, not a curated record. NCBI's taxonomy places the organism in Eukaryota, Metazoa, Chordata, Actinopteri, Cypriniformes, Danionidae.
CCUGGUAUGACACUGGUCGCCCCCCCAUGACGUGUCCACGUGGUAGAGCUGGUGACAGGGAGGAUCAGCUUUGCCAGUCCCUGCAGGCUGCUUGGCUCUCUGGCGCACAAGUCUCCUGGCAGUGCCAGCGACGAGCCUGAAUCGCCGCUCCCUCCCACAGCGUCCUAUAAAUGCUCUGCCCUCUCUCUUUUUUGCCUCAUCGGCACGGCUCAGAUUAACAACCAUUAUUUUCUUCAGCAAUCUUAGGAUCGGAAGUGCAUCGUUAACUACGCAGGAUGCUUGCAGAGCACCGGGAGAACAGUAGGGCUGGCUUCGGCCUCAAGAAGCCUCUAAAGAUGAAUAUGGUGAAGAGGAUCAUGGGAAGGCCACGGCAGGAGGAGUGCAGCCCACAGGACAACGCGCUGGGACUGAUGCACCUGCGCCGCCUCUUCUCUGAGCUCUGCCACCCGCCGCGCCACAUGACACAGAAAGAGCAGGAGGAGAAGCUUUAUAUGAUGCUGCCUGUUUUCAAUCGGGUGUUUGGGAAUGCUCCACCGAGCACCAUGAAUGAGAAGUUUUCAGACCUGCUGCAGUUCACCACACAAGUGUCCAGACUUAUGGUGACUGAGAUCAGACGGAGGGCAUCCAAUAAAUCUACAGAGGCAGCCAGCAGAGCCAUUGUGCAGUUUCUGGAGGUAAAUCAGAGCGAGGAGACGAGUCGGGGCUGGAUGCUCCUGACCACCAUCAACCUGCUGGCCUCCUCAGGACAGAAAACUGUGGACUGUAUGACAACAAUGUCAGUGCCCUCGACGCUGGUGAAAUGCCUGUAUUUGUUUUUUGACCUGCCCCACAUGCCUGAGGUUCCUGCUGCCACCCAGACCGAGCUUCCUCUGGCGGAUCGCAGGGCUCUUCUGCAGAAAGUCUUUGUCCAGAUCCUGGUGAAGUUGUGCAGUUUCGUGUCUCCAGCAGAGGAACUGGCCCAGAAGGAUGACCUCCAGCUGCUCUUUAGUGCCAUCACCUCCUGGUGCCCCCCACACAAUCUGCCCUGGAGGAAGAGCGCCGGAGAAGUGCUCACCACCAUCUCCCGACAUGGCCUCAGCGUCAAUGUUGUCAAGUACAUCCACGAGAAAGAGUGCUUAUCAACAUGCAUCCAGAACAUGCAGCAGUCAGAUGACCUUUCUCCUCUGGAGAUUGUGGAGAUGUUCGCUGGGCUCUCCUGUUUCCUGAAGGACUCGAGUGAUGUCUCUCAGACACUGCUGGAUGACUUCCGCAUGUGUCAGGGCUACACCUUCCUCAUAGAUCUUAUGAUCAGGUUGGAGCAGGCCAAAGAGGAUGAAUCCAAAGAUGCUCUAAAGGACCUGGUGAACCUGGUGACCGCUCUGACCACAUAUGGUGUCAGUGAGCUGAAGCCAGCUGGACUUACCACCGGAGCACCCUUCCUGCUUCCAGGUUUUGUGGUUCCACAGCCUUCUGGGAAAGGUCACACUGUCAGGAACAUCCAGGCUUUUUCUGUGCUUCAGAAUGCUUUCCUGAAGGCCAAGAGCGGUCGAUUAGCACGUAUGAUCCUUGAAGCCAUUGCCAACAUCUAUGCCGCCGACUAUGCCAACUACUUCAUCUUAGAGGCCCAGCACACACUCUCACAGUUCGCGGAGCGGGUAACAAAGCUGCCAGAGGUGCAGUCCAAGUACUUUGAGCUGCUGGAGUUUGUCGUCUUCGGACUUAAUUAUGUACCAUGCAAAGAGCUUUUUAGCGUUAGCGUGCUAUUAAAGUCGAGCACCUCUUACGGAUGCAGCAUCACAGCCACCCGCACUCUUCUCAAGCUUGGACGUCACCACCCUGUCUUCAGUGAUGUCUUCCGUGAAGUUGGACUGCUGGAAGUGCUUGUAAAUCUGCUCCACAAAUAUGCAGCGCUGUUGAAAGACCCCACGCAAACCCAUAGCGAUCAGGGUGAUUCCAAAAACAAUGUGGCUGAAGAACAAAAACAGCUUGCCUGGCUUGUCAUGGAGACUCUCACAGUCCUAUUGCAAGGCUCAAACACUAAUGCAGGGUUGUUCCGGGAGUUUGGGGGAGCGCGGUGUGUGCACAACAUUGUGAAGUAUCGUCAGUGUCGUGAGCACGCUCUGAUGAUCAUCCAGCAGCUGGUCUUGUCGCCGUCUGGAGAUGAUGACAUGGGCACUCUGCUCGGCCUCAUGCACUCCGCUCCAACAGCAGAACUACAGCUCAAAACUGACAUCCUGCGGGCUCUGCUGGCGGUGCUGCGUGAAAGCCACCGUACUCGCACCGUCUUCCGCAAAGUGGGUGGUUUUGUUUAUGUGACCUCUCUGCUGCUGGCCAUGGAGCGCUCUCUCUGCUCUCCACCCGUCAUCGGCUGGGAGAAGGUCAACCAGAACAAAGUCUUUGAACUCCUACACACCAUAUUCUGCACUCUAACAGCUGCCAUGCGUUACGAACCUGCAAACUCGCACUUCUUUCGCACUGAGAUCCAGUAUGAGAAGCUGGCCGACGCAGUGCGACUUUUGGGAUGCUUUUCUGACGCUAAGAAAGUUGGUCCGGCGACCGUCUUCCCGUCAAACGCCCAACCAUUCCAGCGGUUACUGGAGGAUGAGAUCAUACCUGCUGAAAACGUGUGUCCCACACUCAAGCACUGCAGCAAGCUCUUCAUCUACAUGUACAAGAUGGCCACCGACUCAUUUGACAGUCGUGCCGAGCAGGUGCCCCCCUGCUUGACUCACGAGACCUCGCUGCCCUCCCCUUGGGGCACGCCAGCAAUCACCAGGAAGAGUAGGCAUGGCUAUAGCAGCUCAUCCAACUCUGCUUCUGGUAAAGCCCUAACGGACCUAAAACUGCACUUGGGGAAUUCGUCCCAGCAUUCCUCAGACCCUGUAGUCAUCCACCCUGGAGCAGUGCUGGCAAUGCUCGACCUCCUACCCUCCGUUUCUUCUGACACACAGCCUGAGCAUGCUCUGGACCUGCAGCUGGCGGUUGCUAACAUCCUGCAGCUGCUGGUGCAUUCAGAGAGGAACCAGCAGAUCCUGUGUGAAGCGGGUCUGCAUUCUCGCUUGCUGCAGCGCUGUAGCUGCGCUUUAGGAGAUGAAGAUCAUCCACUCCACCCUCCACUGCAGAGGAUGUUUGAGAGACUGGCAUCUCAGGCUCUGGAGCCAAUGGUGCUCAGGGAAUUUUUACGACUAGGAAAUCCUCUGAACUGCGGUGCCUGGGACAAAAAGCUCCUGAAGCAGUACCGGGUCCACAAGCCGAGCUCCCUCAGCUACGAAGCCGAAAUGCGAAACAGCAUGACCCUGUCCAUGGAGGGUUUUGGCCCGGAUAGCGUCUUCACAAUUAAUGAGGACAACAGCCAGUACCGGAUCAGCCGAAGUCUGGUGCGCUCAGCCGAGGGCAGCACUGUGCCUCUCACCCGAGUCAAGUGCCUGGUCUCCAUGACGACGCCCCAUGACAUCCGUCUCCACGGGUCCUCCGUCACACCCGCCUUCGUGGAGCUUGACACGUCAUUAGAGGGAUUCGGCUGUUUGUUUUUGCCCAGUUUGGCCCCUCACAAUGCACCGUCCAGCAAUGCCAACACAUCUGGAGUGAGUGACGGGGCUGUGGUCAGCGGCAUGGGAAAUGGAGAGCGUUUCUUUCCACCUCCAUCUGGUCUGAGCUACUCUACAUGGUUCUGUGUUGAGCGCUUCAGCACGCCACCUCAGAGUCACCCGGUGCGUCUGCUCACAGUGGUGCGGAGGGCAACCUCGUCUGAGCAGCACUACGUGUGUCUGGCCAUCGUGCUUUCUGCUAAAGACCGAUCUCUCAUUGUGUCCACCAAAGAAGAGCUCCUUCAGUCAUAUGUGGAUGACUUCAGUGAGGAGUCUUCCUUCUAUGAGAUCCUGCCCUGCUGUGCUCGUUUCCGCUGCGCUGACCUCAUCACCGAGGGACAGUGGCACCACCUGCUGUUGGUUAUGAGCAAAGGAAUGCUGAAGAACAGUAUGGCCACCCUGUACAUCGACGGCCAGAUGGUCAGCACAGUCAAGCUGCACUAUGUCCACAAUUCUCCGGGUGGCUCAGCCUCCGCAAACCCACCUGUGGUGAGCACAGUGUACAGCUACAUCGGCACACCACCGGCCCAGCGCCAGCUCUCCACUCUGGUCUGGCGACUGGGGCCCACACACUUUCUGGAGGAGGUGCUGCCUGCUGCCAGUGUGGCUGCCAUCUAUGAGCUGGGACCCAAUUAUGUAGGCAGUUUCCAAGCUGUUUACCUGCCAUGUAAAGACUCAAAAACAGAAGCUGUGCCACCCUGUCCUGUUGGACUGGUCCCUGAGGAGAAAGUCUCCUUUAGUCUCUUUGCUCACUCUGUAUCUGCUCUCACUGUGGCCAAGAUCAGAAAAGUCUACAACAAACUGGACAGCAAAGCCAUUGCCAAACAGCUGGGGGUUUCCUCUCAUGAAAGUGCCACACCAGUCAAGCUUGUUCAUAAUGCAGUAGGCCAUCUCAACGGAUCAGCCAGGACCGUUGGAGCUGCAGUCAUUGGUUACCUGGGUGUGCGGGCCUUUGUAACCAAACCAGUGGCCACCAACCUCCAGUACAUCGGAGGAGCAGCUGCCAUUCUGGGCCUGGUUGCCAUGGCAUCAGACGUGGAGGGUCUAUAUGCCGCAGUAAAAGCAUUAGUGUGUGUUGUCAAGAGCAACCCACUUGCGAGCAAGGAGAUGGAGCGUAUCAAAGGCUACCAGCUGUUGGCCAUGCUGCUGAAGAAGAAACGCCCUCUGUUGAAUAGCCAUAUCCUGCACUUGACCUUCUCCCUGGUUGGAACUGUUGAUAGUGGCCACGAGACCUCCAUCAUCCCAAACUCCACAGCCUUUCAGGACCUGCUGUGCGAUUUUGAGGUUUGGCUUCAUGCUCCCUAUGAACUGCACCUUUCUCUCUUCGAGCACUUCAUUGAACUUCUGACUGAAUCCAGUGAAGCUGCCAAGAAUGCCAAACUAUUGCGUGAGUUCCAGCUGAUCCCCAAACUGCUGCUGACUUUGAGGGAUCAGUCUUUGUCUCAGCCCACCAUUACUGCCAUCGGCAAUGUCCUCAGUCUCCUGCUGCAGGGCUUCCCCAACACAUAUGACCUGCUCAGAUUUGGGCAGUUUAUCUCUUCAACAUUGCCAACAUUUGCUGUCUGCGAGAAAUUUGUUAUUAUGGAGAACACAAACGAGGAGAAGAUCGACAGAGGAGCUGACGAGGAAUUCGGAGGCCUUCUGUCAUCCAACCUGAUUCUCCUGCGGAACAGACUCCUGGACAUCCUGCUCAAACAGCUCUUCAGCUGCAAAGAGAAGGGCACGGUUAAUGCACAGGCAUGCGAGGAGCUUGUACGCACCUUGGGUUUUGAUUGGUUGCUGAUGUUUAUGGAAGAACACAUUCACUCCAGCACUGUGACUGCGGCUCUCUUGAUCCUGGUGGUCUUGCUGAGUAACCAGUCCAUCCUCAGCCGGUUUAAAGAGGGCCUGUCUGGAGGAGGAUGGCUGGAUCACACAGACUCUGUGCUCACUAAUAAGAUCGGCACAGUGCUGGGAUUUAAUGUGGGUCGCAGCGCAGGAGGAAGGUCAACGUUGCGUGAAAUCAACAGAGAUGCCUGUCAUUUCCCAGGAUUCCCUGUAUUGCAAACUUUGUUGCCCAAACACACCAACGUCCCAGAGAUCUACUUCAUGCUUAUGGCUCUCUUCUUUCAGCAGCCAAUCACAGAGCUGCCCGAGAGCCUGCAGGUACAUUUUGACCUGGACUCUAUCUGGACGUUUAUAUUUGGCGUCCCAGCCUCCAGCGCUACAGUGGUGGGCUCCCUUCACAAUAUGUGCACCGAAACAGCUUUCCUGCUUCUGGCCAUGCUGCGCAGCAUGCUUAACCUGCCUUGGCAGUCAGAAGAGGAGGGUUCCUGGCUAAGAGAAUAUCCCAUCACUCUCAUGCAGUUUUUCCGUUAUCUCUAUCACAACAUCCCAGAUCUGGCACCCAUGUGGCACAGCCCGGACUUCCUGUGUACACUUGCUGCUACCGUUUUCCCCUUCAAUAUACGACCCUACUCAGAGAUGGUGAGUGAUUUAGAUGAUGAAGCAAGCUCACCCACAGAAGAGUUCAAAGCCUUUGUGACAGAUACUGGUAUGAACCGCAGCCAGUCAGAAUACUGUAACGUAGGGAAUAAAACCUACCUGACCAACCACCCAGCCAAGAAGUACGUCUUUGACUUCAUGAGGCUCCUCAUUAUGGACAACCUGUGCAUGACACCUGCCAGCAAACAGACCCCCAUCAUUGAUCUUCUUCUGGAGGCAUCACCAGAGCGCUCCACGAGGACUCAGCAGAAGGAGUUUCAGUCCUACAUCCUGGACAGUGUGAUGGAGCAGCUUCUUGCAGCAGAUGUGCUGAUGGGUGAGGAGGCAUCAUUGCCAAUAACGACUGGAGGAAGUUACCAGGUCCUGGUUAACAACGUCUUCUACUUCACCCAACGUGUGGUGGAUAAGCUGUGGCAGGGCAUGUUCAACAAGGAGUCAAAGCUAGUGGUGGAUUUCAUCGUUCAGCUGAUCACUCAGUCCAAACGGCGAUCACAGGGUUUGUCUCUCGACUCAGUCUAUCAUUGUCUAAACCGAACAAUACUCUACCAGCUCUCACGACCACACAAGACCGUCCCGCAGCAGGUCACCCUGCUGGAUUCACUACGUGUGCUGACGGUAAACCGAAAUCUCGUGUUGGGUCCCGGGAACCAUGACCAGGAGUUUGUGGCCUGCCUGGCCCACUGUUUGAUCAACCUGCACACGGGAAGUAGUGUGGAGGGCUUUGGUCUGGAGGCCGAAGCAAGAAUGACCACCUGGCAUGUGGCUGUUCCAUCUGAGAAUGAGUCGGACAGUGUGCAGAGCCAGGAUGUCAGCGAAGGUCGUCAGUUGUUGCUCAAGGCUGUGAAUCGUGUGUGGACGGAGCUCAUGCACAGUAAGCGGCAAAUGCUGGAGGAUAUUUUUAAAGUGUCUCUGCCUGUUAAUGACAGAGGACAUGUGGACAUCGGCACCGCUCGACCUGCUCUAGAGGAACCUGCUGCUAAAAGCUGGCAGAACCACCUGGUCCAUGAAAAGAAAUGCAUUAGCAGAGGUGAGACUGUCGCCCCAGCAAAUCAGUCCAAAUUGUCUCGAGUUAGCAGUGGCUUUGGUCUGUCCAAACUGACCGGCUCCCGUCGCAGCAAGAAGGAAAGUGGCAUGAACAAAAACAACCUUUCAGCACAGGAGACCUUCCAGUGGAUGUUCACACAUAUUGCUGUGGUUCGGGACCUAGUAGCAAUGCAGUACAAAGAGCAUCAAGAGAGGCAGCAGAAUGCACUGAAGUAUGUGAUGGAUGAGUGGGCAGGCAUUGAAUAUGAGCUGCUUCGGGAGAGGGGUCUCUGGGGGCCUCCCAUUGGCUCCCACCUGGACAAGUUUCAGCUGGACAUGACUGAGGGACCCUGUAGAAUGAGAAAGAAGAUGGUCCGGAAUGAUAUGUUUUACAUUCAUUAUCCCUAUGUGCCUGAUCCUGAGCCCAAUGCAAGCACUCAGAAGCCAGCCCGAUACCGGCGAGCAAUCAGCUAUGACAGUAAGGAGUAUUACAUGAGGCUAUUGUCUGGAAACCCGGGAAUGUACCAGCACUCCAUAGAGCAGAACACAGAGGGAGAAACCACACAACAAGAACCCGAACAUGGAGAGGACACCAUCGCAAGGGUCAAAGGUCUGGUAAAGGCCCCUUUGAAACGAUCACGCUCUACAGCAGAUGGGGCUGAUGAGGAGAGUCAAGACCAGCUGCAGGAGCUGCUGGAGUCAGGAGCAAUGGAUGAAGAGCAGAAAACAGACAACACCACACUGCUCCGUCUGCUGGAGGAGGGAGAGAAGAUCCAGCACAUGUACCGCUGUGCUCGAGUUCAGGGUCUGGACACCAGUGAAGGCCUGCUCUUAUUUGGGAAGGAACAUUUCUAUGUGAUCGACGGCUUCACCAUGACCGUCACCAGAGAGAUUAGAGACAUCGAGACACUUCCUCCAAAUAUGCAUGAACCCAUCAUCCCCCGAGGGGCCCGGCAGAGCAAGAGUCAGCUGAAACGAACAUGUAGCAUCUUUGCAUAUGAAGACAUCAGAGAGGUGCACAAACGCCGCUACCUGCUUCAGCCUAUGGCAGCUGAAGUGUUUUCUGGAGAUGGAAGAAACUAUCUGUUGGCUUUCCAAAAAGGAGUUCGGAACAAAGUAUAUCAAAGGUUCCUGGCAGUGGUUCCCUCACUAGCCGACAGUUCAGAAUCUGUCUCUGGGCAGCGUCCCAACACCAGUGUGGAACAGGGGUCAGGUCUUCUCAGUACGCUGGUCGGUGAGAAGUCAGUAACCCAAAGAUGGGAGAGAGGAGAAAUCAGCAAUUUCCAAUAUCUAAUGCAUCUCAACACACUGGCUGGCAGGUCUUACAAUGACCUGAUGCAAUAUCCAGUGUUUCCAUGGAUCCUGGCAGACUUUGACUCAGAGGAACUGGACCUCAACAAUCCAAAGACAUUCCGAAAUCUGUCCAAACCAAUGGGAGCUCAAACAGAUGACAGACUGAUCCAGUACAAGAAAAGAUUCAAAGAUUGGGAGGAUCCUAAUGGCGAGACUCCGGCAUAUCAUUACGGCACUCAUUACUCUUCUGCAAUGAUUGUUGCCUCAUAUCUGGUCAGAAUGGAGCCAUUCACACAGAUCUUCCUUAGGCUUCAGGGAGGACAUUUUGAUCUGGCCGACCGAAUGUUUCACAGUGUGCGAGAGGCUUGGCUUUCGGCUUCCAAACACAACAUGGCUGAUGUGAAAGAGCUCAUUCCUGAGUUCUUCUACCUUCCUGAGUUCCUGCUCAAUUCCAACAAUUUUGACCUUGGGAGUAAACAGAAUGGCACCAAGCUUGGAGACGUGAUUCUGCCUCCAUGGGCAAAAGGAGACCCAAGAGAGUUCAUCAGGGUUCACAGAGAGGCUCUGGAGUGUGAUUAUGUCAGUGCCCAUCUGCAUGAAUGGAUCGACUUGAUCUUUGGUUAUAAGCAGCAGGGUCCUCCAGCAGUGGAGGCGGUGAAUGUCUUCCAUCAUCUUUUCUAUGAGGGCCAGGUGGACAUCUACAACAUCAAUGACCCACUGAAGGAAACCGCCACAAUUGGAUUCAUUAACAACUUUGGCCAGAUCCCGAAACAGCUGUUCAAGAAGCCUCAUCCUCCAAAGCGUGUGCGCAGUAAGUCAAACGGAGAGGCGCCUGGAGGGCCUGUUACACUCAAUUCCACAUUAGACAAAAUCUUCUUCCAUCAUCUGGACAAUCUGCGGCCCUCUCUCACCCCUGUCAAAGAGCUGAAGGAGCCAGUGGGUCAGAUAGUGUGCACUGACAAGGGCAUUCUGGCUGUUGAGCAGAACAAGGUGUUGGUUCCUCCUGCCUGGAAUAAAACUUUCGCCUGGGGCUAUGCAGACCUCAGCUGCCGUCUCUCCAACUACGAGUCUGACAAGGCAGUUGUAGUAUAUGAGUGUCUGUCUGAAUGGGGGCAGAUCUUGUGUGCCAUUUGCCCAAACCCCAAACUGGUCAUUACUGGAGGAUUCAGCACAGCCAUCUGUGUGUGGGAGACCGGCUCCUCCAAAGAAAAAGCCAAGAGCCUCACACUCAAACAGGCUCUGCUGGGACACACAGACGCAGUUACAUGUCUCACAGCGUCAUCAGCCUACCACAUUGUUGUGAGUGGCUCUCGAGACCGAACAUGCAUCAUUUGGGACCUGAAUAAGCUGUCUUUUGUGACCCAGCUGAGGGGUCACAGAGCUCCAGUCUCAGCGCUCUGCAUCAAUGAGCUCACUGGUGAUAUAGUAUCGUGUGCUGGCACCUACAUCCAUGUGUGGAGCAUCAAUGGAAGCCCGGUCGCCAGCGCCAACACUUUCACUGGCCGCAGCCAACAAAUCCUCUGCUGCUGCGUCUCCGAGAUGAACGAGUGGGACACACAGAAUGUUAUCGUAACAGGACACUCCGAUGGUGUUGUCAGGUUUUGGAGAAUUGAGUUCCUGCAAGUCCCAGAAACCCCUGCGCCAGAGCCCAUAGAGCCCCCCGAUGUGCCAGACUGCUGUGGAGAGAUUGAGGGUCGUGAUGCUCCGGAUGAGGACAGCAGUGAAUCUGAAGGAGAGGAAGCCAGUCUCAGUCAGGAGCCCAAACCACGCUCCUCCAACAGUCAGCCCAGCAGUGCCGUCCACAGACCCAAACCGCGCACAGGAGCCUCCUGGUCAGUGGACAGCAGCUCUGACGACUCCCGGCGCUGGUCUGACACACUCAGCAUAGAUGAGAAAGAAGGCUUUGUGUUUGUAAACUACUCGGAGGGCCAGGUCAGACCAGGAGUCCCUGUACAGCCACAUUCCCAGCAGCCGUCGGGGCCCUCACAUGGGCCUGUCCCACAGCCUCUGCAGCCCAGCACUAUGGAGGCCCGGUCCUACAACAAACUCAAACCAGGCUACAGAUGGGAGAGACAGCUGGUGUUUCGGAGCAAACUCACCAUGCACACCGCGUUUGACCGCAAGGACAACGCUCAUCCUGCCGAAAUCACCGCUCUUGCCAUUUCAAAAGACCACAGUAAGAUUCUGGUAGGUGACGGUCGAGGGCGAGUGUUCAGCUGGUCAGUGAGUGAUCAGCCGGGUCGCUCUACUGCAGAUCACUGGGUGAAGGACGAGCAGGUGGACAGUUGUUCUGGGUGCACCGUCCGCUUCUCCCUCACCGAAAGACGCCACCACUGCAGGAACUGUGGACAGGUCUUCUGCCAGAAGUGCAGUCGCUUCCAGUCUGAGAUCAAGCGUCUGAAAAUCUCCUCUCCUGUGCGAGUGUGUCAAAACUGUUACUACAACCUGCAGCAUGAGCGCAGCUCUGAAGAAAACCCCAGAAAUUAGAUCACCCUCACCCACAUCCCAUCCUCAACCUUCCAAAACACCAACCACCCCCCCCCCCCCCCCCCCCCCGCCCCCUCAAAAAAACACAUAGUUCAUCACUCCCACCGGUAAAGCACUGACAUAGACCAAAAUGAGGUCACUAAUGCUCCUAAUUUCAUAUAUCACAGAAUCGUGACCAUUAAAGAGAGACGAUUGUUAGUUUACUUUUCCAUUCACGCAGUUUUCUUUUGGCAGUAUGCGCCGUCAUCUCAUCGCCAUCAACAUUUAGAUUUUAGAAAAAGCAAUGCGUAUAAAACUCUUCUCGAGAUGACAUUUGUUAAUAUUGUAAAUACUUACAGUGACAUUUUUAACUAGAAACCGUCAAACAAGAAGUCAUUAUUAAGAGAUAAAAAAAAAGAUGAAAUCAAAACACAACACUUUGCUUGUAAAAUAGUAUUACAGUAUGAUAAAAAUCACUCCUGGCUUUAAAAGAACAAAACAUGCGAGAAAGAGAGAUAGAGAGAGAGAGAAAGAGUAUGUGUGAGUGUGUGUGUGUGUGUGUGUGUGGUCAACAUCACAAGUCACAGCAUCCCAGUGAGAAAUAAUAUUGGGGACUAUGAAUGUUGAUAAAUAUUUGUGGGUUGACAUUACUAGCUUGUCUAGUUAUGCAAAUGCUUAACUAUUAUAUUUGUUUUAUGUGUUUUAUUGAAGUGUUGCCCACAGUAUCAGCCAGUUGCCAUUCUGACUACUUUAGUUCACUUUUUGUUGCCAAACUGCCUUGAUCUGUAACUACGAUUAUAUUUCUUAACAGUCAUAUAUAGGUCAAUGAAAGUAUGUAAAUGUUGAUUUUAGAUUAAAGACUGUUGUUUUUAUUGACAGGAUUCAUUCACAAGCUCGUAGCCAGCCUGGUGAAAGGGGUGGUUCUUUUUUGUUAAAAAGACCUUUAUAGACCUUUUUACAGCUAUUCGCCUCAUUUUCUAUUUAAUUGCGAACUUAAGUAUUUCUAGUUUAAAUAGCUACUGCAUUUUAGUGACAUUUAAAGCACUAUUUAUUUCUGGAGUAGCUUGUCAGGUGGUCAUUAUAACUACACUUUUUGAUGUAAUAAAACAUUUGCUAAAGAUUUAGAAUGGAAAAGAAAUAUGAAAAAAAAACAUAUUUAUACAUACUAUUUUCAUCGUAUAUCAUUAGAGAAAAAAGGAAUCUGUUAAAGUUUUACAUUAAAAAAUGCUUAUUAAGGCUAACAGCCCAUUCACACAGGGCGUCAGUAUCAACGCUUCCCAUUCACUUUGAAAAAGUGACAACAAGCGUUGCCAAACUGAAUUGUGGGUCCAUUGUCUGCUCGCUGCAGAAGUUGGGAUUUUCUCAACUUUUCAAGUGCCAAUGAAAGUGUCAGCCAAUCAAAUCGCUUUAUGCAAAUACCAAAUAGACAGUAGUCGAUUGCAGGCUAAUUUUUUUGGCUGACGCUGCUAUGACGAUCACGUCAGACCCAACUUUAGACACGCCCUCCGUCAAGCGUUGAUGCUGAAGCCCCAUAUGAAUCGUGUGUGAGCCUAUUGUCUUUUAUUUAUUAAGUAACAAACUGGCAAGCACAUUCAAUUUGGCCACUUGAAUACAAAAAAAUUACACAUGAUAAUAAAAAUAAUAAUAAUGUAGAGCUUCACAAUUUUUCUAGUCUCUCAUGUAAAAAAAAGUACAUUUGAAAAUUGAUUGAUAACAACAAUAGCCUAAUUUGUAUUAAAAUGACCUUUUAGAUGCUUCAAAAUUUACUUUUAGUGCUUUAAACCAUUUUAUUGGUCAUUUUUUCUUUAAAAAAUAAGGCUAGAGAUUGAGAAUAAAAAAUGUUUACUCUAUUUGAAAACAAUACUGUAGGUCAGUGAUUAAUGACUUCACCUACAUUAAAGCAGGGAUGUCAAACUCAAUUCCUAAAGGGCCGCAGCUCUGCACAUUUCAGUUCCAACCCCUAAUUAAGUCCUUCAGGCUUGUUUGAAACCUACCAGUAAGUGUGUUGAAGCAGGGUUGGAACUAAAUUGUGGAGGUCUGCGGCCCUCCAGGAAAUGAGUUUGACAUCCCUGCGUUAAAGCCUUCGAUGAGUUAUUUUCACAAUUUAUGAUGGCAUAGCAGUCAAGAUAGGACAAAUGAGUGUAUGUAAGGACAAAUUCUGGACCUUUCUCGGUGGAAGUUGGGUCCUUCGAACCCCCCCUGGCCACGGGCCUGAUUAAUACUUUAAAGUCGGUGUGAAAUAAAUUUUAAAUGCUUAUUUUGGAAGUACUUUAGGGUUUUUUUUUGGCUGAACGAUUAAUUGAUAAUCUUCGAUCAAAAUCUGAACAUUGGCCUUCGCGUUCGGAGUGGUGGUUCUUCUCUAUUGACGUUAUUUUGACGGCUUCAGUCAUGAUAUUCUUAAGCACACCCCUCUUACGUUAGUUUGCUGUGAGGGAAUUAUGUGCAAUAGAAAGCCCCGCCCCUUACUUAGUAUUCCAUUUUAGAUAGAAGUAAAUCAACAUACCGAAAUAAAAGUCUCAGCAACUUCCGGUUCACGCAAACUUUAAACGAUUUCACCACCUGUCUAAUAGAAUGUUUUAGAGAAAGAUUUCACCACCUUUCUACAAGAAUGUUUAAAAAAGUACUGAAAGACUAUAAUUUGAAUCAAGUUUUGAUCAUGCAUUGCAAAGCUUUGUGUUGAUUCUUUAUCUGUCAUUCAUAAGCAUAUGAAUAGGACGUCUUAAAUCUUAGUUUAAGGCUUUGUUUUUUAUUAAGAACGUGCAUUUUAUUAUUUUCACUCUUCAAAACUCAGUUUGAACCAUUUGCGAUGUUGCACCAGUGUAAAUGUCUGUAGUUUACGAUAGCAAUAGUUACUGAUGUUUUCGCUCCACACACAUUCAAUGAAUAGCCGCAGCUUGAACAUUACAGUGUGUAAAGAAAAAGGGAUUUGACGGACUGUACGCAUAGUUUCUACGUAUUUAAGAUGAGACAAGCCUGCGAAAGAGAGCGUUUGUUGUUUUUGAUUUAUUGAUUUGAUACUGUGGGCAAUACUCUUAUUAAAAGUGCUGCUUUGAUUAAUAGAGAGAUAUUUUUUCUCUUUCUUUCCUUAAAGGGUCUGACACUCACAAGUUUUAGAAAAAAGAUGAAGAUUUUGUUACAUUUGCAGUUGUUUUAUUCACCGUUGUAUGCCAGCCUAAUAUGCACUCGUUAUAUAGCUGAGUUAUUCUUUAUUAAUGUACUGUAAAUCUGCGUGCAAUCGUAACAUCAUGAAGCUGUUGGGAUUUUGCUGUCGACAAGCAGCUCAUAGAUCAAAUGGCUAUAUCAAUCGGAAAUUAUUUUUGCACCUUCGCGUGUAGACGAGAUAAAGAAAUGGAGGAUUCCCUGUUUUAUCAGAUGCGUUUUUAUGUUUUGAAAGGCUGCGUUUCUUUACAGUGAGAUGAUCUGUACAAAGUAUUUAUGCAAUUCUAAGGUUUUCUUUUUUUACGAUUCUGACUCUUUUGUUAUUUCUCAGCAAGUUCGGUUACUUGUUGCAUGUCUAACACCGCUGACUUUCUGUGUCAGUGUAUUGUACAUGUUUUGGCAUUAUGUUUUAUGAGUUUUCUCUCCUUUUUUUGGCUCAGUUUUUAUUUGUUUGGCAUUAUCUAACGAGUCGAUCCUGAAGGUUUUGUGUACAGUUUUAGACGGAUAUACAGAGAACAUGUCCCACGACUCUUGAUCGACUUUUAUAUUGUAUGUAUGGAUGUUGAGGACUGAUCGCAGAACUGAUUGUCCCUGUUUUGUGGUCUUGUGAUAGACUGCAUUACUACAGUAUCUAGUGUGCAAAACUGUGGUAGCUGAAUGUUCAUUGUAUAUUUGUGUUGGAAAACAAUGACAUGAAACCCCCUUCCCCCAUAAAUAACCUGUUAUUAUGACGCAAUAGAUAUGGUACUCAUACUUUUUAAUUUAAUUUCAAUUAAAUACUUGCUGUUUACCACCACC